CGCUUCCUGUUUUCUUAUUUCUACACUUUUAGUUCAUAGUACAAUAGCAAUUCUAAGAAAUCAUAAAAAUUUCAUGUCGCAUGCGCCCUGCAUGCAAUUAUGUUUUGUAAGCAGUUUUUCAUAUAGGUGAACGAGAACUGGUCAGGUGCACCUCUUGAAAGGCAUUUCAUUUUUAGUGUUUCCUGAGUGAAAACAAUGUCGAAGCGUGUGAUCUUUAGCACUCUUCUAGUCACUUUGCUGGUUACKUUGGUGAUUGCAAACUUAUUUCCAAAGAGCACCGAUUACUUAAAAGGGAGCUGGACCAGACUAAACCAUGUGGUMGAAMGAUGUUUGACUAUGGAUAUUGCGGAAUGUUUGAACGCUACAACGAAGCUGGUUUUCGGUCUCAUGCCAACACAAGCGCACGGGACUUCGAUUUUGGCAGAAAGCAGCGGGGCAGUCAAGAAAGAAGCAGUUAAUUACGAAAGUGAAAAUAGCGAAGAUAAUACUGGGAACGCAACACGGGCGUUAGAAAUUCUGAAWUCGUUGAGGUUCUCCGAGUACGAAGAGGCAAACUUCUGUGACCUCAUCGAGGGACUACGCUACGAGGACUAUGAUAACAUGAUCGAUAUUAUUGCAGAUCUAACGAAUAUGCCAGAAGACUUGAAAAAGCGCAUCAAAAUGUCCAAACUCCUCCAAGACGGAAGCGUUACAGCUGUUGAUAGGAAAUCGUUCAUUGUAGAAAAAGGGAGAAUGGUUUUUGGAAGRGUUGGCGUUAUUCGCAGAGGAGAAAAAUUAGACGUAGUCUACUCUCUCCACUCAUUGAAGUACACUCUUAAAGAGAAUCAGCCCAACAAAGAAGUAGCCGAAAAAGUGACAAGCGGAGGUUUUUGGAGUGGGUCAAGCGAACCCAAAGUCAAUGUUAUGAACGAAGGAAUCGGAUUGGAGUUGAGGAAUGAUUUUUCAGCGUUUUUUGAGCAGCAAGAUAUCAAAGAGUUCGUCAAAAAGUGUAAAUAUGUGUUGAAGGCUUUGAAAGACGAAGACGUGGUUAGAAAAUUCGCGGGUCCUAAAGAGGAGCUGGAAGAUGGAACGAGUUCCAGUACGAAAUCUAAAGAAACAUCAGAAGAAUAAUUCCACAAAAGAAGGCUUAUGGACCUUUGGACUAUAAAGUCUAUAAAUAUUGAACAAGAUAGCAAUGUAAUAGACUCAAUAGACAUUAAUGUUAUUAUUGAUCCUUAACUAAAUAAAGUUAUUAUAACACU
This is a messenger RNA of Exaiptasia diaphana, 1241 nucleotides long. RefSeq lists its product as uncharacterized. The transcript has 3 exons. The record is from RefSeq and is a predicted model, not a curated record. Bases 196 to 1110 code for a protein of 304 amino acids. Lineage: Eukaryota; Metazoa; Cnidaria; Anthozoa; Actiniaria; Aiptasiidae.